AUGGCGGCCUCCAACGGGAGCGAGUAUUUCGAGCUCGACGUCGAGUACGAGGGGGAGAACGCGUUCAUCCGGCCGUCGAACGCGGAAUCGGUGGCGGAGGACGAGGAGGAGCUCCGGUGGGCGGCGAUCGAGCGGCUCCCGUCGCAGCAGCGCUCCAAUUUCGCGCUGGUGAGGCGCACGGCGUCGGAUUCCGGCGGAGGAGGCGGCGAUGGGGGCGGGACGGACACCGUCGACGUGAGGAAGCUGGAUCGGUUCAAUCGGGAGCUUGUUGUGAGGCGGGCGCUCGCCACCACCGCGCAGGAUAACUUCCAGCUGCUUUCCGGAAUUAAAGAGCGCCUCGACAAGGUGGGUUUGGAGAUGCCAAAAGUUGAAGUCCGAUUUGAGAAUCUGCACAUUACUGCUGAUGUGAAAAUAGGCUCAAGGGCUCUGCCAACUUUGGUGAACUAUUCUCGUGACAUGCUUGAGCAUUUGUUAACUAAAUUGAAGAUAUUUCACCCAGAAAGAUAUGCACUGACCAUCCUCAACAACAUCAGUGGGGUGGUAAAACCAGGCAGAUGCCAAGGUUCUAGUGAAGGUUUUUCAGUAUACAUGGAGGAUCUUACCCGUCUUGAGAAGGAAAGCAAUAUACGCCCCCGACCUGAAAUAGAUGCAUAUAUGAAGGCAUCAUCUGUUGGUGGUAAAAAGCACAGCGUGUCAACAGACUACAUGCUAAAAGUUCUUGGUCUAGAUAUAUGUGCAGAAACAUUAGUUGGUAACGACAUGCUUAGGGGUGUUUCAGGAGGACAGAAAAAAAGAGUAACCACAGGAGAAAUGGUGGUUGGGCCUCGGAAAACACUUUUUAUGGAUGAAAUUUCUACGGGGCUUGAUAGCUCUACAACCUUCCAGAUUGUUAAUUGUAUAAGGAACUUUGUUCAUCUCAUGGAAGGGACAGUUCUCAUGGCCCUUCUUCAGCCUGCUCCUGAGACAUUUGAUCUUUUUGAUGAUCUCAUACUACUUUCUGAAGGUCACCUUAUAUAUCACGGGCCUCGUUCUGAAGUCCUUGAGUUCUUUGAAUCAUUAGGUUUCCAGUUGCCACCAAGAAAGAAUGUAGCUGAUUUUCUACAGGAGGUAACAUCAAAAAAGGAUCAAGCUCAAUACUGGGGUGAUCAUUCCAAACCAUAUGAGUUUGUUCCGGUUUCGAAAUUUGCUGAAGAAUUCAGGAAUUCAAGAUUUGGUCAGAAUUUGAAAGGUUUUCUCUCUGAUCCGUAUGAUAAAUCAAAAAGUCACCCUUCAGCUCUGCCCAAAACCAAGUAUGCUGUACCAAAAAGGGAGCUACUUAGAGCAUGCUUUAACAGAGAGUUGCUUCUAAUCAAUAGGCAUCGCUUUCUGUAUAUUUUUAGAACAUGUCAGGUUGCAUUUGUAGGUUUUGUGACGUGUACAAUGUUUCUUCGAACCAGACUACAUCCAACUGAUGUGAUGAAUGGCGAGCUUUAUCUUGCGUGUUUGUUCUUUGGCCUGGUGCAUAUGAUGUUCAAUGGGUUCUCUGAGCUACCAUUGAUGAUAUUUCGACUUCCAGUAUUCUACAAGCAGCGGGAUAAUCUUUUCCAUCCUGCAUGGGCAUGGUCUUUCUCGAGUUUCAUACUUCGCGUGCCUUACUCGGUGAUUGAAGCUAUAGUUUGGUCUUGUGUGGUAUAUUAUACUGUAGGCUUUGCACCUGGAGCUGGAAGGUUCUUCCGUUUUAUGCUUCUACUAUUUUCAGUACACCAAAUGGCGUUGGGUCUCUUCAGGGCAAUGGCUUCUAUUGCAAGAGAUAUGAUCAUUGCUAAUACUUUUGGAUCAGCUGCAUUAUUGAUAAUAUUUUUGUUGGGUGGAUUUAUUCUGCCAAAAGAAAUGAUCAAACCUUGGUGGGUCUGGGCCUUCUGGGUGUCUCCUCUAUCAUAUGGCCAGCGUGCAAUAUCGGUUAACGAGUUUACUGCCACAAGAUGGAUGGAGAGAUCAGCAGGGGGUAAUAUCAGUAUUGGAGACCAGAUUCUCCGCCUUCACAGUUUACCAAGUAGCAAUUAUUGGUAUUGGCUUGGAAUCGGUGCUUUACUAGCAUAUGCCGUUUUUUUCAAUGUCAUUGUGACAAUGGCACUGGCCUUCCUUAAUCCCAAUAAUGGAACACAAAAGAAAGGAAUGAUUCUACCAUUUCAACCAUUGACCAUGACUUUUCAUAACGUGAACUACUUUGUUGAUAUGCCAAAGGAAAUGAGUUCACAAGGUAUACCAGAAACAAGGUUGCAACUAUUAUCCAAUGUCAGUGGAGUAUUCUCGCCUGGUGUUCUCACAGCAUUAAUGGGGUCAAGUGGAGCGGGGAAGACCACAUUGAUGGAUGUUCUUGCUGGUAGGAAGACUAGUGGGUACAUUGAAGGAGAUAUAAGAAUAUCUGGUUAUCCAAAGGAACAAAAGUCUUUUGCUCGUAUAUCGGGAUAUGUUGAACAAAGUGAUAUACACUCACCUCAGGUGACGGUUAUCGAGUCCCUCUGGUUUUCUUCAUUUCUUCGGCUUCCAAAGGAAGUGAAUGAAGGACAGAGAAAAGAGUUUGUUGAAGAGGUGAUGCAAUUAGUGGAACUCGACUCUCUGAGGCAUGCCUUGGUAGGCAUGCCAGGCAGUUCCGGCUUGUCUACAGAACAGAGGAAGCGUUUAACAAUUGCGGUGGAGCUUGUUGCAAAUCCAUCAAUCAUUUUUAUGGAUGAACCUACAUCCGGUCUAGAUGCACGAGCGGCAGCAAUUGUCAUGCGAACAGUUCGCAACACUGUUGAUACUGGAAGAACUGUAGUGUGCACCAUACAUCAACCAAGCAUUGAAAUAUUUGAAGCCUUCGAUGAGCUUCUUUUUAUGAAGCGAGGGGGGCGAAUGAUAUACGGUGGGAAGCUUGGUGAGAGAUCACAAACCAUGAUCAAUUAUUUUCAGAGUAUAAGUGGAGUUUCUCCAAUAUCUGAUGGAUACAACCCUGCAACAUGGAUGCUUGAGGUAAGCACGCCCGCUAUGGAAGAGCAGAUUCGUCAAGACUUUGCCGUGAUAUACCAAAAUUCGCAGCAAUAUCGGAAUGUUGAAGCUUCCAUUCAAACACUGAGUAUUCCUCCCGAGAACUUUGAACCUCUGAAAUUUGAUUCAACAUACUCCAAAGAUCUUAUAUCUCAAUUUAGAAUAUGUUUGUGGAAACAAAAUCUUGUCUAUUGGAGGAGUCCAGCAUACAAUGCUGUGAGAUUGUUCUUUACAACAGUUAGUGCUGUUAUAAUCGGCACUAUAUUUUGGGAUGUUGGUUCAAGAAGGGAUUCAACUCAAAACUUGUUCGUUGUAAUGGGAGCUCUUUAUGCUUCAGUCAUGUUUCUUGGGAUCAACAACUCUUCUUCUGUGCAACCAGUAAUAUCUAUUGAAAGAACUGUUUUCUACAGGGAGAAAGCUGCUGGGAUGUACUCUCCAUAUCCUUUUGCAAUUGCCCAGGGCAUUGUGGAGAUUCCAUACAUCUUUUUGCAGACAGUGCUAUAUGGUAUCAUUACGUAUUUCAUGAUCAAUUUCGAGAGAACAGUUGGCAAAUUUUUUUACUAUCUCCUGUUUAUGUUCCUUACAUUCACAUACUUCACCUUCUACGGUAUGAUGGUUGUUGGUCUUACUCCUACACAAAACGUGGCUGCCGUUGUUUCAUCUGCAUUUUACUCGCUAUGGAAUCUUCUCUCUGGCUUCCUUGUCCCUAAACCAAGUAUACCUGGAUGGUGGAUAUGGUUCUACUAUAUUUGUCCGAUUGCAUGGACAUUGCGUGGAAUAAUCACAUCCCAGCUGGGUGAUGUGGAGACGAGUAUCGCGGGGCCGGGAUUUGAGGGUAGUGUGAAAGAGUAUAUCAAUUUUCGUUUCGGUUAUGGUUCGGGAAUGCUUGGAGUUAGUGUUGCUGUGCUUAUUGGAUUCAGCGUUCUCUUCUUUGCCGUGUUCGCCAUCUCCGUCAAA
Messenger RNA from Striga hermonthica, 3963 nucleotides. Lineage: Eukaryota; Viridiplantae; Streptophyta; Magnoliopsida; Lamiales; Orobanchaceae. The record is from the annotation of a GenBank genome assembly.